This is a messenger RNA of Formica exsecta, 2395 nucleotides long. Its product is annotated as putative fatty acyl-CoA reductase CG8306. The transcript has 7 exons. NCBI's taxonomy places the organism in Eukaryota, Metazoa, Arthropoda, Insecta, Hymenoptera, Formicidae. Gene Ontology annotation, cellular component: peroxisome. The record is from RefSeq and is a predicted model, not a curated record. Gene Ontology annotation, molecular function: alcohol-forming very long-chain fatty acyl-CoA reductase (NADP+) activity. Gene Ontology annotation, biological process: long-chain fatty-acyl-CoA metabolic process. Bases 240 to 1763 code for a protein of 507 amino acids.
GAAGUAUAUGUUUCAUGAACUGGGGCAACUGGCGGCACUACCCUCGGCUCAAACUCAAACUGUCUCUAUCCUUCGUUCGUCCGCGCGUGUUCAAUCUGGUCCAAUCGAAACUGAUCGAAACACUUGAUGUAUUAGAGGCAUUAGCAGGCAUCCACGAUAAUUCUAAUAUAAGCGUUAUCCAGCAAAAAUAUUAUUUAUAUUCAGCGAGAAAGAGAGCAAUUAGGAGCUAUUAGAGAGCAAUGGCAUCGCACGUAACGGAAUUUUACAAUGGCAAGAGUAUAUUUAUUACCGGUGGUACCGGUUUCCUUGGCAUCUGUUUGAUAGAAAAACUCCUGAGAUGCUGCCACGGUGUCACGAAUAUUUAUCUGCUAAUUCGAUCGAAGAAGGGAAAGGAGAUUACGGAAAGAUUGGAGGAAUUAACGAAAAAUUCGGUUUUUAAUAGAUUGAGGGAGGAAAAGCAAACUGAUUUAUUUAAGAAACUGAUCGCAGUUGGUGGAGAUGUUGGUGAAGAAAAUUUAGGACUGUCCUCACAAGAUCGAACAACUUUGAUAAAUACAGUACAAAUUGUUUUUCAUUCAGCUGCUACAUUAGACUUUGAAGCCGAUCUGAGGAAUACGACAAACAUUAAUUUGUUAGGAACUCGUAGAGUCGUUGAACUUUGCCAGGAGAUUAAGAACUUUAAGGUGCUGGUGCAUGUUUCUAGUGCAUAUGUUAAUUCAAUGUUGCAUAAUGUAGAUGAGAUAGUAUAUCCUGCACCUGCAGAUGUAAAUACAGUUCUGAAACUGAUUAAUACGUUGGAUGCUGCUACCUUAGAUGCAAAAACACCAGAGAUAUUAAAUGGUCAUCCAAAUCCUUAUACAUUCACUAAACAUCUGGCUGAACAUGAAGUAGCAAAUGCAGGACUUUCAGCAUCUAUUGUGCGCCCUUCAAUGAUAAUAGGAGCAUGGAAAGAGCCGAUUCCAGGAUGGACAAUAUCGAAAAAUGGACCACAGGGUUUCAUAAUGGGUGCCAGUAAGGGUAUUGUGAGAAGAUUGCCAGUUGCAGAAAAUCUUGUUUAUGAUUACAUUCCAGUAGAUAUAGUAGUGAACAGCCUUAUUGUCGCAGCUUAUAGUGUCGAUCGAGACAGCGACAAGGGAUUAAAGGUAUAUCACUGUACAUCUAGUACGUGCAAUGCUUUCAAAUGGCAGAAUGUUGAAAAAGAAAUUAACAAGUAUUUACAUAAGUAUCCAUUACGAAGUGCUGUUUGGUAUCCAUAUCUCAAAUUUUUACCGUCGCUUUUCUUGUUUAAAAUUUCGGCUAUUUUUGUUCAUUUUAUUCCUGCCUAUAUUUUGGAUACAAUCACACGAGUAUGUGGAGGCCGUCCAAUUCUUGUUCGUUUACAUACAAAUGUUAGCAAAUCAUUAGGACGUCUUGAGAAAUUUAUUUUCCAAGAAUGGAGAUUUAAUAAUCCAUGUAUGUUGCAACUGCAUGAGUCAUUAUCCCCAGAUGAUCAAAAAUUAUUUACAUUAGACAUUAAGCCAUUAAUCUGGAAAGACUAUUUUGUGGAUUUGAUACAAGGUGUCAGAGUGUACCUUCAUAAUGAGUCACCGAAAUCUUUGCCGAAAGCACGUUCUAAAGAUAGAAUAUUGAUGAUCGCUCAUUUGGGUUUGCAAGCUGCUUUGUUAGGUCUAAUCUGGUGGUUGGUUAAAGUUAUGUUUGCUACAACGUGGACAAAAACCGGCUUAAUUGUACCAAUAACAUAUUUACUUUUUGAUCAAUUGUAAGCAAUAUUUAAAAAUACGAUCGUUUUCAGUUGAAUAAGCAUAGAAGUGUUAUUCAUAUAUAUAAAAUUUAUUUUACACAAACAGAAGCAUAUAUGUAUAUGCACAUAAAACAUAUCUUCAUAUCAAUAAACUUUUUUUGUAUACUUUAAUAUGAAUAUCAAAUACUUUUGCAUUUUAUAUAUAAGCUUUGGAUAUGCUCUCUCUUUAUAAAUAUUUAGAAUGUUUAAAAUGUGCCUUUGGCAAUUGAUAGUUAGCAUAUUGCUUAGGGGCAUAUUAAUGACACUGUGACGUUACUGAUACAUUAUAGAUUUUUAUUUAUAGUGUUUUCGAAUGAACAGGAUAAUCUAACCCGGAUCAAUUAAUUACUAUAUUUUACUAUGAAUUCAAGUCUUUUAUUGGCAGAGACGAUGCAAUGACGUCAUUAAUCGCUCUCAGAGUGAUUAAACCUGUUACAUUCGAAAAUGCUAUUAGAAAAAGUAGUAUGGUUGGAUAAUAUUUGGAAACGUUGAUUUACUUAUAUAUACAUAUACAUAAAAUUAAUAAUAUUAAAAAAGCUGCUCUGUAGAAGCUUAAGAAGCAAAAGCUAUAUAAAAUAUAAAGGUAAAAAUUAUUGGAUAUUGAAAAUAUAGAGA